This is a messenger RNA of Talaromyces proteolyticus, 1344 nucleotides long. Its product is annotated as NRDE protein-domain-containing protein. The record is from RefSeq and is a predicted model, not a curated record. NCBI's taxonomy places the organism in Eukaryota, Fungi, Ascomycota, Eurotiomycetes, Eurotiales, Trichocomaceae. Bases 377 to 1318 code for a protein of 313 amino acids. The transcript is spliced from 3 exons. Gene Ontology annotation, cellular component: Golgi apparatus. Gene Ontology annotation, biological process: protein secretion; Golgi organization.
UGUGCCUCAAGCAUGUACUGGGGUCAGCGUCGAAAUGACAUCACAUCUAUAUGCCAUCACUAAACUACACACACUUAGAGAGACUAAAUAGAGUGCACCACGUUGUUAUAUCAUGAUAAGCGUCAUAAGUUACGGGCCUUUCUUCCUCGGGCAAUGCUCGGCAGACCAGAAUAUACAUUGUACAGCUGAGCAUUCUAUGUAAUAUAAGACAACAAUUCUGCCCAUCGUGAAUCCAACAUAUUAAAUCUGCAAAAUAUCGAUAUAUUGAUAUAUCCAGCCUUCAGAGUCACUCAACUGGCCCGCUAUUCCUCUGAACUUUACUUGGUUGGUAGUCACGACUGAUCAAUUGAUAACUCGAGAAUACAUUGAUGUAACAAUGUGUAUUGCUCUUAUCUCGACGGCUCACCCUUCUUACCCACUCAUAAUAAUUGAUAAUCGAGAUGAAUACCUCCACCGCCCAACCGCUCCCGCGGGAUGGUGGCAAGAGCCCAACAACCAUGUCCUAGGCUCCCGUGACCUCGCUCGCCCAGAGCAAGGCACAUGGAUGGGUGUGACCAAACAAGGCCGAGUCGCUGUUCUCACCAACUACCGUGAGAACGUGCCGAUAGGCACGGUCAGCCGCGGCGCCAUUGUCAAUGCCUUCUUAACAGAACCCCCCGCCACAUCAUCAUCACCACCACCGCGUAGUACACGCCAGUUCGUCGUUGACACAAUCGAAAACCAAGUCACCAAAAAGGCCGGCGGAUUCAGUCUCGUCUGUGGGAAGCUCGACGAGCCGCUGGCAAUCAUUUCAAACCGCAUGUCCGACGACGUCGACCGUGUGACCUGGAUUGCGAAGGAGAAGGGGGAGACGGUAGGAUUGAGUAACACCUUCUUCUCAGACCGCACAUGGCCGAAGAUCAUCAAUGGGGAGAAACUCAUGAAAAACGCCAUCGCCGCACAUGUGCAAGCCGCAGAAAAAAAUGCGGAGGGGGAAGAAGACCUGAUACGCAGGUUAUUCGAAGUACUUAGUACUGAUACCCUGCCACGGUUGAACUGCGAGCCCGUUAAGGACGAGUACCAGCAACUCCUCAAACAAUCCAUUUUCAUUCCUCUGCUGGGUGAUCGCGCCAAGUUUGAGGCUGAGAUGAAGAGUCUGGAGAAAUUGGGACUGGCUGGGUAUGUAGCUGGAUUGUAUGGAACGCAGAAGCAGACUAUACUGCUUGUCGACCCGCACGGGCGUGUGAAGUACGUGGAGAGGACGCUUUAUGAUCAAUACAUACAGCCGAUUCCAUUGGGAACGGGUGAUUUGGUGUUUGAAUUCAACAUAGAAAAAUGAGUAGAUACGAAUUCAUUUAAUUAAUU